Molecule: messenger RNA, 4568 nt
Organism: Trematomus bernacchii (emerald rockcod)
Lineage: Eukaryota; Metazoa; Chordata; Actinopteri; Perciformes; Nototheniidae
Product: rabenosyn-5
Exons: 12
Coding region: 216-2567 (783 amino acids)
Molecular function (GO): metal ion binding
Source: RefSeq, a predicted model, not a curated record
ACAUGACCAGGCAGGGCUGCUGCUGCUGCAGCUGGUGUUGUCGAGCUGUCACAGAGAAACUGUCAAACACACACUUAUUGGAUUCAUUUUGUCCCAAGAUUUUCUCUGGCGUGAUGGAGUCAUUCUGGGGUGGAUUGCACACCCCGUGAAAUGUGGACCAAAGCAAGAAUCUCCCAACCUGCAUCUCUUUUCCCAAAACACAUCCUGCCGCUGUCAUGGCCUCCAGUUAUCCACCCCCCUUUGAAGGAACAGGUGAAGUGAAGGAGGGCUUUCUCUGCCCACUUUGCCUGAAGGACCUUCAGUCAUUCUACCAACUCCAAGCCCACUUUGAAGAGGAGCACUCUGGGGAUGACCGCGAUGUGAGGGGACAGAUCAAAAGUUUGGUUCAGAAGGCAAAAAAGGCCAAAGACAAGCUGUUGAAACGGGAUGGAGAUGACAGACCGGAUACAGGCAGUUAUGAGUCAUUCUAUUAUGGAGGAGUGGACCCCUACAUGUGGGAGCCUCAGGAACUGGGAGCGACCAGAAGUCACCUUGACUUCUUUAAAAAACACCGGGCAGCCAGGAUAGAUCAUUAUGUCAUUGAGGUCAACAAGCUCAUCAUUAGACUGGAAAAGUUGACAUCGUUUGACAGGAUGAACUCUGAUGUCGCCAAAAUCAGAGCUAUCGAGAAGUCAGUGGUGUCAUGGGUGAAUGACUCGGAUGUCCCGUUCUGUCCUGACUGUGGAAACAAGUUCAACAUCCGGAACAGGCGGCACCACUGCCGUCUCUGUGGGUCCAUCAUGUGCAGGAAGUGCAUGGACUUCAUCCUUUUACCUAUGGCUCAAAAGCUGAUCAGCGGGACUCGAGUUAACCUCGGUGUACUUGGAAGCCCCGUUCAUUCCCAUUCUCCCCAAGUAGGGGGGGGGAACAGUGGGAUGGGCUCCAGGAGAGGCAGCAUCAGCAGCCUGAGCAGCGUCACCUCCAUGCUGGAGGAGAAGGACGACGAGAAGAUCCGCUGCUGUCACCACUGCAUGGACACGCUGCUGAAGAGACAGCAGAAGCUGGAAGAGAGGGACCACAUGCCGGAUGUUGUGAAACUUUAUGAGAGGCUGAGGAUGUGCAUGGAGAAAGUGGAUGAAAAGGCUCCAGAAUACAUAAGAAUGGCCGAGUCGCUCAAUGCCGGAGAAACUACAUAUAAUCUUGACACGGCUGGUGGACUGAGACUGGAAGUGCAGAAAUACUACGAACUAAUCGAUGCCCUAAGUAAGAAGAUUUUAACACUAGGAGCAAAAGAUGAUCCACCACCGCGUCCAAAGUCCCUCCAGCUGCAGAAGAUGAUCCGAUACACAGCAACACUAUUUGUUCAGGAGAAGCUGUUAGGUCUCAUGCCUUUAACCACUAAGGCAAAAUAUGAAGAGCUGAAAGAAAAGAGGAAACAGGAGCAAGAGAAGAGACUCCAACAAGAGAGACUGGUCAGCCAGGAGACCCUGAAGAAGAGGCAGGAGUCUGAGAAAAACCGUCCAACCCCCAGUACCAACGGAGAGCAGCCGCAAGCCCCCAGAGCUCCACGCAUGACCAAAGCUGGCGGCUGGUUGCCCUCCGCAGACUCCGUCCAUACCCGCAGUGAGCUGGAGGACCCCCUGCUGCAGCAGAUUGAAAACAUACGGUCGUUCAUUCGCCAGGCGCGGGAGGCCAACAGAACAGACGAGGUGGCCAUGUUGGAGGAGAACCUGCGUCAGCUGCAGGACGAAUACGACCAGCAGCAGACCAGCCUGGCCAUCGCACUCUCCCAGAAGAUGGCCGAGGAGGAGAGCUUGCAGCAGGGGGAGCUGGACCGCCUGGAAGCGUGGGAAAGGGACGAGAGGGAGCACUGGGGCCCCACGGUGGGCCCCACCCAGCCCUCCACCCAGCCCUCCUUCACUUGGGAGAGGUCUCUGGAUAUCAGUACGCCAGCGGGCUUCCAAGGAGACCCUGAAGCAGAGGAGCUGACCCCGAAAGCUGAGAGUCCGUUCUCUGUCAGAGCGUUCCCUGCUCUCACGAGCCAGGAGGAGUCACCCCCCCGGUUGAGAAGCUUAGGGGGGCAUGUGACCCCCCCGGGUGGUGAAGGACAGAACAACACCCCCCUCAACCCUUUCGAUGAAGAGUCUACCCCAACUGAGGAGGAUCCAUCCAACCCCUUCUUCGAGGAAAUAAAGAGAGAACACAAAGAGGUGAGCAACGGGAAGAAAGAAUACAACCCGUUCGAUGAAGAUGAAGAGGUGGAGGAAGACCAACAGGCCGAGUCGGCACCAGGCAACCCCUUCGAGGAGGACGGCACUACAGACACAGGCAACCCUUUCCUGGAGGCGUCCGGGAGCUCUCCAGAGGUCUCCACCAACCCCACCAACCCCUUCGAAGGGGACGAUGAUGAGGCUUUGCCCGACGUGGACAUGAUAGAGGAAGAGUUGCUCCUGCAGCAGAUUGACAACAUCAGGGCCUACAUUUUUGACGCCAAGCUCAGCGGGCGUCUCGAUGAAGUGGAGCUCCUGUCAGAGAACCUCAGAGAGCUACAGCACACCCUUACAGAACAAAAAAAAAAGAAGCACUGAUACCUUUCACAAAAAAAAACAAGAUGGACCCACCUGCUACUUACCAAGUCCUGCAAGGCUAGCUCACUUUACAUGAUGACUAAUGAGCCCACUGAUUUUAGUCUGGGUGAGGUCUGCUGAACCACACAAAGAUUAGUCACUAAAUUAAAUGUGUACUAGAGCGUGGUAGUCUGGAUUGAUUUCCUUAAUUUCCAACAUCUUUCUUAACCACUUAUCCUGUACAGGGUCACAGGGGGCUGGAGCCUAUCCCAGCAUGCACAGUUUUUAAGCACUGCAACUAAACAUCUAUUUGUACAGGCAUGUUCUGAAGAUAUGAACCCUGUAGUAUCAGGGACAACAUGAACAAUGGAAGACAGAAGAAUGCUACUUUAAACAUUUGUUUAAUCGGACAGUCAAGACGGCUGAAGCUAUGAACAAAAUCAAAAUUUAAUUUCGGCCAAGGGUGAACAAACGGAAGUGAUUAAUGCAUGUUUCAACAUGUUUCAACAUCUGUUGUGAACGACUGUCUUUCCUUUUUUUGUGAAAGUACUUCCUGUAUUCCAGUGAAAACAGACUUCGAUGUGUAAAAUCAGUUGCCCUUUAAUUUCAUUAGUGCCAUCUUGGUGUACCCGCACAUGUGUUUAUUUGUGGUAAUUGAAGUACCUGCUGUUUUUUUAACCAAAGCACCCAACCAUGCUUUACUGUUCCAGCUGGUCCAUGAGCAACAUUACAACUAUCACCGAACAACCAUCUGAUAAUAAUGAAACAUGAAAUUAGCCUUAUAUGACAGCAGUCGGGCAGCCUAUUGUUUGCAGGAAAGUGAUGAUUAAAUACGAUGUUAUAUAUUAAAAUGUAAUCCCAGGCUUAAAUGACCUAUUCAGUCACAAUUGUUGGUGCAGAGCCACUUUAUAAGGGAAAUGAAAGGCUAAUUAUUGCUGAUCCUGUUAUGUAAAUGUCACACUGACUAUGAUUACAUUAACAGAGGUUAAAGCUUUUAAUCAUCAUACUUUAAAUAACAGCCACAUGUGCAUCUGCAAUACACUGUCCAUGCGUCGAGUAUGUAUGUUAUAACAGCUAUUCAUUUCUGUGUCAGUGAAAGUCGUUUUUUCUGUAAAUCUAAAUGAACAUGUUGACCUGUUUCUGUUCGCAUGGACGUAAGUGUUGAUCUUGUGCAUCUAGUCUGUCAUGUUGGCCUUGCUAUGAAAGGGUAAUGUUGUUUUAAGCAUCUCAAACACCACAUUGAGCCAAGUAAACGGAACAAUUGCAAUGUUUUACUGCUCGACCACUAAAGGUUGUGAUGUUAAUGCUGAUCCAAAUGAGCACGGGCAUAUGUCUGUGUAAGUGCAGUUUGAUGCUGGUCUUUCUAAAAGAGCAAGUGGCCCAGUUUCUCGUAUUGCUAUAUUCAUUUUGUGUUACACAUUCUGAUCAAAUCUCAUAGCUCCUGUAAUGUGCUGUUGGCCGAGAUCUGUAUGUGAAGCAUGUUAUAUGUUUGGUAGUCAUCUAACAAGUCCAUUAAGAGUUCAUCCAAACGGCACUCACCAUCAACUGAACACUAUCUGCCGAAGCACAUCAUAGGCAACAAAUUAAGCACCAGAAUUCACUGGAAUCAUAGUUUACAGAUAGGAAUCAGCAUUUGUAAAGACUGACUUAAUGCCCAACAGCAACAUUAGACAGUUUUUGUUUGUCAGAUAAAUUAACACUACAUGCCAGCAAGUAUUAUCACUCAGUGCUGCUACGUCCUAACAUUAAUGUGUCUUUCCUGUCAGUCAGAACGUCCACGUUUAUCGUCAUUAGACUUCCGUUUUUUGUGUCGUCUGCUAAACUCACUUUGCUUAUCUGUGCUGUCAGAUCCUAAGAAGUAAAACAUGUGACACGGUAAAUGUUUUGUGACAGUGUGAAUAACUCCAGGAGCUUCAUGGUGUAUAAGCAGUUUAGCUAAUUUGGUAAAACAUUUUAAAUCACACAGACAUCAAUUUAUUACAAUUCCAUCUCAGCACCAAUAAAAACGUUGUCUCUGUAAAA